Messenger RNA from Fukomys damarensis (Damara mole-rat), 1072 nucleotides. RefSeq names its product keratin-associated protein 10-2. Lineage: Eukaryota; Metazoa; Chordata; Mammalia; Rodentia; Bathyergidae. The record is from RefSeq and is a predicted model, not a curated record. The coding region runs from base 182 to 586 and encodes 134 amino acids. The transcript is spliced from 4 exons.
GCCCGGCGGGGGCUGUGAGGAAGGCGCCGCCGGAAUCUCCCUGCCCCCUUCCUGGGCCUUAGUUUCCCUGUACGAAAGGCGGGAGGACCGUGGGCACCCCAGCCCCGCGGCCCUUCACAGCCUCUGAGCCCAGGGCCCUCUCUCCCUGCAGCUCCUGGACUGGCCAGGCCCGCCCUGCCCUAUGGACGCCUCCACUAGCCCGUGGAACCCAACCCCGGCUCCUGUCAGCAGCCCUUCCCUGCUGCUCCCCAUCCCCGCCAUUGUCUUCAUCACUGUGAGCAUCUAUUUGCUGCUGCUGAGCCUAGUACUGCUGACUAGGCGCUGCCUGCUGGCCCAGGGCUGCUGCACAGACUUCAGCUGCCCCUGCAGGAAGCAAGGUGCCUCAGAGCCCCAGGACUGCUGCUGGACCUGCGCUGAGGCCUGUGACUUCCCUGUGCCAAGCCCCACCAGCUACCUGGAUGCCUGCUGCCCCCAGCCCAGCGAAGCUGAUUGGGCCCCCCGCUGUCCUCGCUGCUGCCCAUUCUGUGACUGUGCUUGUGCGUGCCAACUUCCCGACUGCCAGAGCCUCAACUGUCUCUGCUUUUGAGAUCAAGCUCCGAUGAGGACCUGGGGGCCUGCCCUCUGGGGAGCGGCCACCCCCCUGGGCCCACACACCCCCUGCCUGGGGGCUCUCAGGACACCUCACUACAGCCCACCCGAACCACAAAUGGCAGGCCUGGCUGCGCAGCAGUCGCGUGCUGGCUCCCUAGAGGCAGGACUGGGACCCCCUGGCCAGCUGGACUGCGGCUGACUGGGGAGGCUGGGCGGGAUAGGGGCUAGUGCUCCAGAGGGCCGCUGCCCAGCUUCCCUUCCUCAAGCAGACUGUUACACAGGGGGCGGGGGGCACUGCUGCUCACCACAGACUGUGUCAUGGAACUCAGCCAGCUGUGAACAUCAGUUUUUAGGGGUGCCCAGCUGCACCCUGUCAUGGACUCUUGGUUAUUUUAACAGGUGAGUGCCUGCAUCUGUUCUCCCUCUACAACUCCCAGCCCCAGCCGGGGAUUUAGCUCAGUGGUGCCUGCCUACCUCACAA